Messenger RNA from Mucor mucedo, 1961 nucleotides. RefSeq names its product general substrate transporter. Gene Ontology annotation, cellular component: membrane. The record is from RefSeq and is a predicted model, not a curated record. The transcript has 2 exons. Lineage: Eukaryota; Fungi; Mucoromycota; Mucoromycetes; Mucorales; Mucoraceae. Gene Ontology annotation, molecular function: carbohydrate:proton symporter activity. Gene Ontology annotation, biological process: carbohydrate transport; transmembrane transport. The coding region runs from base 70 to 1743 and encodes 557 amino acids.
ACUUUUUUUCUUUAUAUUUCCCACUUCUUUUUUUUUAAAUCACUUAAUCUCACAUAAUAUAAACAAAAAAUGGCUUUACAAGGUGCCGCAUUAAUGAGGGCAACGACCCUACUAGCCGCUGUUGGCUUUUUACUCUUUGGUUACGAUCAAGGUGUCAUGUCAGGUGUGAUUGCAAACGAUAAAUUUAAAGAAACGAUGGGUUUCCCUUCAUCUCCCAUGAUGGGUGCUAUUGUUGCUCUUUACGAAAUUGGUUGUAUGGCUGGUGCUUUAUCCACCGGUCGUAUUGGUGAUAUUUUAGGUCGUAGAAAGACUAUUCGUUAUGGCUGUCUUAUUCUCUGUAUUGGUGCCAUCAUUCAAACUGCUGCUGUCAAUUCCGGUAUGAUGAUUGCUGCUCGUAUCAUUACAGGUGUCGGAAACGGUAUGAACACUGCUACCAUUCCUGUCUACCAAGCCGAAUUAUCCCCACCCAAGUCUAGAGGAGCUCAUGUUGCUUUUGAAGCUUCCUUGUUAACUGUCGGUGUCGGUAUCGCUUAUUGGCUCGAAUAUGGUCUCUACUUUGUCCAAGGUGAAUUUGCCUGGAGAUUCCCCUUGGCUUUCCAAAUGGUCUUCGCCAUCAUUUUAGGUAUCGCUUCUUUCAUUUUACCUGAAUCUCCUCGUUGGUUGCAAGCCCAUGGACAUGAAGAGGAAUGUAAGAUGGUUUUGGCCCGUCUUUGGUCUGAAGGUGAUGUUAACCAUCCUCGUUGUAUUGCCGAACAUAAUGAAAUCAGUGAAGGUAUCGAACUCGAAAGACGUGAAGGUGUUUCCUCUUAUCUCGAACUCUUCAAGAAAGGAAAGAUGAACAACCGUUAUCGUGUACUUUUGGGUAUGGGUGGUCAAUUUAUUCAACAAUUCGGUGGUAUCAAUGUUAUCAGUUACUACUUGACCGAUGUCUUCAUGCAAGCUGGUAUGUCUACUGAAAAGGCCAUGUUGAUGGCCGGUGUUGAUUCCAUUAUCUACUUCAUUGGUUCUGCUACUGCUAUUUUCACUAUUGAACGUCUUGGUCGUCGUUGGCUCAUGUAUGCUGGUUUGCUCGGUCAAGCUGCUACUUUAUUGAUUGUCGGUGGUUGUCAACAUCUCGUAGAAGAGACCUCUACCAAGCUUCCCGAUGGUACUACUCUUGUUGGUAACCAAGCUGCCUCUAAUACUGUUGUUGCAUUUGUCAUGAUCUAUAACUUUGUGUUUGGUGCUGCCUGGUUAGGUUUAGCUUGGUUGUAUCCUUCUGAAAUUUUCUCUACUGGUUUAAGAGCCAAGGGUAACUCCAUGUCCACUGCUGCCAACUGGCUUGGUAACUUUAUUGUGGCAAUGAUUGCACCUGUUCUCUUUGAAUAUGCUAAAUAUUGGACCUUCUUGUUAUUCGGUCUUCUCAAUAUUGUCUUUUUGAUCCCCAUUUAUCUCUGGUACCCCGAAACUAAGGGUAAAUCUCUCGAAGAAAUCGAAGUUUUGUUUGCUACCGAAGAUAUUCAAGAAGAUGCCAAGUCUAUGGCCUCUCAUAUUGGUUCCACUGCCAUGUAUGAUAAGAAUCAAGACAGUCAAUCUCAACUUGAACGUGCUUCUCGUCCCAGCUCUCGUCGUUUCCCUAGUAACUUUUCCGGACGUAACAGUGGUGUCUUUACCAAAGAAAAACCUGCUGUUGACACCGAAGCUGCUAACGUGAAGAAUGAAUACAAGGACAACACUGAAGAGAAGGGACCUAAUUACAAGUAAUUUAACACUCUCUUUUUUUAAUCUCUAUUAUUUUUAUUAUUAUUAUUAUUACAGGGGCGGUGCCCCUUUUUUCCCCCUCUUCCCCCAUUCAAACCAAAUUAUCUUUUACCAAACAACACUAUCUUAUAGUUGUAUAUAUAAUCUCUUUUUUUUUCUCUUCUUCCAUAAUCCCCUUUUUUCAACUUUAUUAAUAAAUCACUAUUCUUUUUUAUUACUAU